AUGCUCGGCAGUAAGGUUGCUGGGUUGUGCUGCCGAGUUGCGGGUGCUUCCCAGGCACUACUUGCCCAACGGGCAUCGCACACCAUUUGGUAUCCGGAUGCAAAAUUUGAAAGACAGUUUAAGAACACAAGUAUUGGCAGAAUCUGGGCCUCCGAUCACUAUGAGGAAUUCGAUAAGGCAAUUGGUUUGGAGAAGAUUGAAAAGCUUGGAAUUGAAGGUCCUGUGUGGGCUGAUAACUUCGAAGGCAAGCGUCGUGAAAAAGAACUUGAAAACAUGAUCUUGAAUUUUGGUCCUCAACAUCCAGCAGCUCAUGGUGUGCUUCGUCUGGUGUUGAAGUUGGAGGGAGAAGUUAUAAUUAAAGCGAUCCCUCACAUUGGAUUGCUCCACCGUGGUACGGAGAAACUCAUUGAACACAAAACGUAUACGCAGGCUCUGCCAUAUUUCGAUCGGCUUGACUACGUAUCAAUGAUGUGCAAUGAGCAAGGAUUUGCGCUUGCUGUCGAAAAGUUACUGGGUAUAGAAAUUCCACCUCGAGCAAAGUGGAUUCGAACCCUAAUGGCUGAGCUCACCAGAAUCCAGAACCACGUGAUGGGAAUAACGACACAUGCCCUCGAUAUUGGUGCAAUGACGCCUUUCUUCUGGAUGUUCGAAGAACGAGAGAAGAUGUUCGAGUUCUCUGAGCGGGUCUCAGGAGCUCGAAUGCACGUGAACUACAUUCGUCCUGGAGGUGUUGCAUGGGAUUUACCGAUUGGUCUUAUGGACGACAUCUAUGACUGGGCCGUGAAGUUCCCCGAAAGAAUAGAUGAGCUGGAGGACAUGCUGACGGAAAACAGAAUUUGGAAAGCGCGAACUGUUGAUAUUGGAUUGGUUUCUGCCGCGGAUGCAUUGAACUGGGGUUUCACUGGAGUGAUGGUUCGUGGAUCAGGCAUCAAACAGGAUGUUCGUAAAACGCAACCGUAUGAAGUAUACGAUCAAGUGGAAUUUGACGUCCCAAUUGGUACAAAGGGUGACUGUUAUGACAGGUAUUUGUGCCGUGUAGAAGAGAUGCGACAGUCGCUUCAUAUUAUUCAUCAAUGUCUUAACAAGAUGCCUAUGGGAGAAGUAAAAGUAGAUGAUCACAAAAUUGUUCCACCGAAACGAGCUGAAAUGAAGGACUCCAUGGAAUCUCUUAUUCAUCACUUCAAAUUCUUUACGGAAGGAUACCAAGUCCCACCAGGAGCCACCUAUGUGCCUAUUGAGGCACCCAAGGGAGAAUUCGGUGUUUACCUCGUUGCAGAUGGCACAAGCAAACCAUACAGGUGUUAUAUUCGUGCUCCUGGAUUCGCUCACUUGGCCGCCAUGCACGAUAUUUGUUACAUGGCAUUGAUUGCCGACGUCGUAGCUGUUAUUGGUACCUUGGAUAUUGUGUUUGGUGAAGUGGAUCGAUAG
Messenger RNA from Haemonchus placei, 1428 nucleotides. The record is from the annotation of a GenBank genome assembly. NCBI's taxonomy places the organism in Eukaryota, Metazoa, Nematoda, Chromadorea, Rhabditida, Trichostrongylidae.